AUAACAGCCAGCGUUUAGAUAUACUGUUCAGCUUAUAGAUAUGGAGCGGAAACAGUACUAUAAACUUCCCUUUCUUCACCUAUUCUUCAUCUUUUUCAUGAAUCACCUAGUUACCUGUCAGCUUGAUUAUAAAUUCUAUGAUGGUACUUGUCCAAACCUGACAAAAAUUGUUAGAUAUGGUGUUUGGUCAGCCAUUGCUAAUGAGACUAGGAUGGCUGCUUCUCUCUUGCGGCUUCACUUCCAUGAUUGUUUUGUUAAUGGAUGUGAUGCAUCUGUGUUACUUGAUGAUACCAGCACUACUAAGGGAGAAAAGAAUGCAUUGCCUAAUCGAAAUUCAGCUAGAGGCUUUGAGGUCAUUGACAACAUAAAGGCUAAUGUGGAAAAAGCUUGCCCAUCUGCAGUUUCCUGUGCUGAUAUACUCACACUUGCAGCAAGGGACGCUGUCUUUCUUGCAGGAGGACCACUUUGGCCAGUAGCCUUGGGUCGCCGGGACGGCCUAACAGCAAGUGAGAGUGCAGCUAACCAGCAGCUUCCAUCGCCUUUUGAGCCCUUAGAAAACAUCAUUUCAAAAUUCACUUCAAAGGGUCUUGAUAUCAAGGAUGUGGUUGUUCUCUCAGGUGGUCACACCAUUGGUUUUGCUCAAUGCUUCACAUUCAAGCAAAGGCUCUUCAACUUUAGUGGAACUGGUCAACCUGAUCCAGCCCUUGAUGCCUCACUCCUGAAGGGUUUGCAAGUCCUUUGUCCAAAUCAAGAAGAUUCAGACUCCAAAUUAGCUCCUUUGGACACUGCUACUGCCAACAGAUUUGACAACGCUUACUAUACAAACCUUGUGAACAAUUCCGGGCUUCUCCAGUCAGACCAAGUCCUAAUGGGGGACAACAGAACCUCCUCCAUGGUCCUUAACUACAGCAGGUACCCAUUUCUUUUCAACAAAGACUUUGGGGCAUCAAUGGUGAAGAUGGCCGGUUUGGGUGUGCUGACAGGGAACGAUGGGGAGAUAAGGAAGAAUUGCAGGGUAGUGAACUAGAAAUCUUUAUUUAUCUGCAUCCUUGAAAACUGUAAGAACCAAAUGCAGGGCAGUUUUCUAUGUCUGAAAAACUGCAACUGCUAGUAACUUGUAAAUGUAAGAUGUGGAACCUAGUGCAAUAUGCAUCAAUAAGUGAGAAUAAACUGCAUCAUCUUUG
Rubroshorea leprosula is the source of this 1184-nucleotide messenger RNA. The record is from the annotation of a GenBank genome assembly. Lineage: Eukaryota; Viridiplantae; Streptophyta; Magnoliopsida; Malvales; Dipterocarpaceae.